UUUCCUUUCAUCUCUCAUCUCUAGCCUCCCUCUCUCUCUUCCUCCUCCUCCUCCUCUCUUCUCCAGCAGUGGAGGAUCAGUGAACAGCAGCGGCGGCAGCAGCAGUGUCACUCAGCACGGCAACGACACGCAUGAAAGUGAGGACGUCUUGUUUUUUUUGGUUUUCUGUUCUGUUCUCCUCUUCGUCCUCCUCUUCUUCCCAUUCAGUCUUUUUCUUUUCGGCUGUUUCUUCGCUACUUUUCAAUCCCUUCUUUCUGCCACAUUGAUCUCUUUCGGAGUGCAGCAGUAUGAGGCUACCAUGCAUUCCAAAUAGGGUUUCUGUUCUUGCUCCAACUUGCGCAUGCACAUGCUUUUCUAUUUUUUUUGUCUCGCUUUAUUUCCUUGCAUCUCAUUGGGAAUAAGUAGGCGAGUCUUGUAGCUUUAGUGUGUCAACCUCUGGGCUCAGAUGGGCUUUUAAAUGGACAUUUUAAAAGAUAAUCUGUCCGCAGUGAACGCACUGGAGUCCAAACAGAAAAUGGGGAUAUCAUAACGCCAGACAUUUAACCAGGAUGGACCUAUCGGAUGUAUUCACUGCCACAACGCCGGCCACUUCAUCACCAAACUCUUCUUUGGAGAGCGUCAACCAGACCUCCUCUUCCUCGCCGAGAUCUCCUCCUCUACCUCCUCACUCGCAGGUGGCGUCGGUGCUCAUCGUGCUGGUGGUCACGGUCAUCAUACUGGGCACCGUGGUGGGUAACGUGCUGGUCGUGGUGGCGGUUUUCACCAGCCGAGCCCUGAGGCCCCCUCAAAACCUCUUCCUGGUGUCUCUGGCUUCAGCGGACAUACUGGUGGCGACGCUGGUCAUCCCCUUCUCAUUGGCCAACGAGGUCAUGGGCUACUGGUACUUUGGGUCCACCUGGUGUUCCUUCUACCUGGCCCUGGACGUCCUCUUCUGCACCUCCUCCAUCGUCCACCUGUGCGCCAUCAGCCUCGACCGCUACUGGUCCGUCACCAAAGCCGUCAGCUACAACCGCAAACGGACGCCCAAGCGGAUCAAAUCGAUGAUCAGUGUCGUGUGGCUCAUAUCCAUCGUCAUAUCCUCCCCGCCGCUCCUCAUGACGCAGAAGGAGGAGGAUCCGGGGAAUGAGGCCUACGACGGCCGGCGGCAGGAGUGUCUCCUCAACAACCAGACGUGGUACAUCCUCUCCUCCUGCCUCGUGUCCUUCUUUGCCCCGGGCGUCAUCAUGAUACUCGUGUACUGCAAGAUCUACCGCGUCGCCAAGCAGAGGGCCUCCACCGUGUUCGUGGCGAAGAACGCGGUGGAGCGCCAGCCGUCACAGUCCGAGACCUGUUUCGAGGGCAACGGCAGGACUUGCCAAAGAAAAGGAGCUGGCUUCGGCAGCGAAUCCCGGUACGAGCUGGACAGCCCGCGGCCCGCAAACCGACACAGCUCCUCCAAUGUGGACAGCAGCAGCAGCAGCCGCCGGAGAGGAGAGCUGGACGACAUCGACUUGGAGGAGAGGAGCUGCGAACCCAACAUAAAAGCAUCCGCCUCGUUUUCUUCGGCGCUCCGUUUCCCCAGGAGAGCCGGGGGAGGCGUGAAAACAGAGGAUGCAGAGGGAGCAUUGGACAGGUUGAAGCCUCCUCCCCCGUCCUGCGCCUCCAUAUCGUGGGCGUCGUCUGAGAACUGCUCCCACCACUUCCUCCUCCCGUCCCCGGUGCCUCUCCGCAGCCGGCGGACGACUCUGUCCAAGAACAAAGUGGCGCAAAUGAGGGAGAAGCGCUUCACAUUUGUUCUGGCGGUGGUGAUGGGGGUUUUUGUCCUCUGCUGGUUCCCGUUCUUCUUCACCUACAGUCUCCACGCGGUCUGCAGAGAGAACUGCACGAUCCCCGACACACUCUUCAACCUGUUUUUCUGGAUCGGGUACUGCAACAGCUGCCUGAACCCCAUCAUAUAUACCAUCUUCAACCGAGACUUCAGGAAGGCCUUCAAGAAGAUUUUAUUCCAGACUCAUAAGGGAACAUAAGAUGUCAGAGUGUGUGUGUGUGUGUGUGUGUGUGUGUGUGUGUGUGUGUGUGUGUGUGUGUGUGUGUGUGUGUGGGGCAUCACACAGAAACAGACACACAGUCAAACACAAAUGUGUGCACACACUUUUAAUCCUGUUGUCCACUGUGCUGUCAUACCGACAUUAAAGGGCUUGCCACGCAGCCUGCGUAUUGAUUUAUUAUUCAACUGCUCAUUCAUUUAUGAAAUAAUCACUUUCUAUACUAGUGCAAACGAGCCAGAGGAAGACGAUUAUGAAACACGUGCUGUGUGUGCAGGUUUCUCCGACUCUGCUUGCUUGAUGCAAUAAAAUGUCAAAGUUGCAAGGGCGUGUUUUUGCCGGAGUUUGAAUGUUAAUUCGAGGAAAACGGCUGCAGGGCUGUGAACUAUGUCCCUGCGGAGCGCAGAGAUGUGAGCUAUAGCAAGCUGGCUGACUGACUGUGCAAACCUUUGUACUGACACGAGAACAGAUUUAUAAGGAACUGAGGGAGAAAAAAACCAGCUGUGCUUUAAAAGAAAUAUGCAAUGAGUUUUUAAAGGUAGUAGUGUGUCUGAUUUAGGGGCAUCUAGUGGUGACGUUGCAGAUUGCUCACUCCUCCCUUUCCAACAGUGUCGGAGAACUACGGUGGCCUUCAGGUAACGUAAAAAAAAAUGUGAAAGACUUUCUUUAGAGUCUGUUUGGUUUGUAAGACCCGCCCUGCGAAGCUGGUUGAGGCAUAGGCGAUCGGUUAAGGUUAGGCAUUGAUCUUAAAUAGUUAUGGUGAGGAUAGCCAGGACCAACCAGGUUACCAGUACCUCAGCGUACCUCAGUGAACCUAUUGCACAAUUACACAAUAAUUGUUAGUUCUAGGUGAUUAUAUACUAAUGAAAACAUAGUUAUGAAUAUCAUAUAUUUAUAUUCAAUAAAUCCCCUUUAAAGCUACACGCUGUUCCAGGUGCAAGAUACGAGAUUGGGAGAGUUUCGAUUGUCUCUAAACGGCUCUCAACAUGGCCGGCGCCUCACAGCUAACAGCGCAAACAACGGCAACAGUGCUGACAGAGCUAACAGUGUUGCCUGAGGGGGAACAGGGGUGGGUGCUACCCUUCCACGUCGACGCUGCCGGUUUGGGACGAUGUUAGCGGCUCUAACCAGCGUAUGAGAGCAGUGCAGAGCGGCCGCCGUUAGCUAACUAGUGGGGCACGCUAACAUGCACGCAACAGGCCGACCCAACUAUAUCUACAAAGCAAGGAGAAGCUCUGAUUAAAACACACACAGAGGGCUCAGAUAGGCAUUACUUCACUAUAUCUUUACAUAGAUAAUAGUUGUUUGCUGCCAGUAAUGCUCUGAAUAUCAAAUACUUGCUCUUUUAAUGGCUUGCUGUGCCUCAGAGUAUUUAAACACCAGCAGCACCCAAAGUUUAAACUUUCACUUGGAGUAGACACGGAGAACGGAAAGCCCAAUGAAAGUUACCAGUUUUCCAUGCAGCAGCAGUGUUCUGUUGACACUGCACAGCUCAGGGGCAAAGAUAUUAAAAAUGCAUGUGCAGCGUGCAGACGGGCUGAUCUUCGCUGUACACAGAGGACAAAAGAGAAGGAAUAGAAAAGAGAGAGCCUCUGAAUUUAUAUAAUGAACCUCAGGCUCAUACAACAAAAGAUAAUUAUUCUCUGAAGCUCAGGAUGAAACAACUGGACCGGCUGCUUCAGGGCUCACGUUUCUACUGCUGAAGAAAACCUGAUCCGCCCUGGACCCAACACUUCGAUACCACGAAGAAUAAACCAUUAUUGAUUCAAUCGCUUCAUGCAGAUUGGGGAAACAAAAUGUAUUCUGUUGCUUUUGAUUUGGGAUGAUAAUCCAGUGACUUUUUUUUAUCUUCCAUCUCUACAAACACGAAGCACACGUACGAGUGUCGGCGGCCGCAGAAGGAGCCGCAAAGUCCAAGGCCACAAGGGACGUUACAUCACUCUGGUUACCAUGCAACACGGAGUUUGACAACAACUCGGGAGUUGCGUAAUUAACCAUUUCACCUGAAGUAUAAUGCUGUUGGUAAAAUAUGAUGAAGUGCGUUCUAAAGUGGCCCAAAGGUCAAGAAACCGUAAUAUAAUGCCAUCUGGGGCGACCUUCAAUCAUUUCUUAGAAACUCUGCAUACUGAUGUCUCACUGCGUUCUGUUUAUUUCUUUCGCCCCCGUCUCUCUUGGCAGGUUUUUCAGCUUUUAAUACUGGACUCAGAUCCAACACAGAAGAGAAAAUAGUUAACGUGAGUUAGAGGACAAAAUGAGAAGCGGCAAGUGAUCCUGCAAAGAGGCGUGUAAGAAGUGGAUGCAAUCACCGUCACGGUGCCCGGUGGUUUGCGGACUGCGGUUUUGAAGCCUCGCGUUUAGCAUUUUGGCUGAGCUAGCUAACGUUACAGCUCAGCCGAGAAGGGCGCCUCUUAUGUUCACGUGUCUUUCUGUCGCGAGCCUCUCGCCCGUGAGUAGAUGCACGCUUCCGUCUGCGUCGUAAUACGGUUGCCCGGUGUAGUUCGGUUGCAGUGACGUGCGGUGAGGUUCGUGGCUGGUGAGGCACUGACUCUUUCAGAGUCAGAUUUACAAAUCUAUGAACCCAAUAUAGAGUAUCUUAAAUCACCAUUCAAUUGGCAGCCUGCACAUUGACUACUGGUUGUUUGUCAUAUUUCAUAUCAGCAUUCUCUACACACACAUAGGUAAGGUACAUAUUUGAAUGCACCAGGAGCGUGUGCGCCGCGACCUGCGAC
Molecule: messenger RNA, 4753 nt
Organism: Anarrhichthys ocellatus (wolf-eel)
Lineage: Eukaryota; Metazoa; Chordata; Actinopteri; Perciformes; Anarhichadidae
Product: alpha-2Db adrenergic receptor-like
Exons: 3
Coding region: 549-2006 (485 amino acids)
Biological process (GO): G protein-coupled receptor signaling pathway; platelet activation; regulation of vasoconstriction
Cellular component (GO): plasma membrane
Molecular function (GO): alpha2-adrenergic receptor activity; epinephrine binding
Source: RefSeq, a predicted model, not a curated record